UUGAAUUAUUAUUCAACAAAUAUUUAAAUUAGGGUUCUACGUAAGAAGAGUUAAGGUCGACGAAAGCGAGUUUUGAUUUUACACAGUUGUCCGGAUUCAGUCGGUGACGAGCGGUCGACGAGUUCGCACGCGUUUGUCUGUUUGUUAUCGUGAUCAUUUUUUCUUUGAUCUACGAAAGACACGAACAUUUCUAAUAUCCCAUUUUGAGGAAUCGAAGUCCAGAAUCGAAAACACGUCGUUAUCUAAUCCUUGUUGAACAUCGAUCAAUAUAUAGACUUUCUUAAUCAAUCGUAAUCGAAUCAAAUUUUCUUUGAUUUACGUUGCGUAAUUCUAAAUUAACGUGUAACAAGCAAGAAGAAUGAAUUUAACAAAGUGUUUGACAAUAUCAAAAUAGCUAUAGUAACACUGCGUGACAGAAGGAGCAACAGUUUUAUUUUUUCUUUAUGCAACGUUCUUUGCUGAAAAUUGACACUGCGUAGUCAGUAACUAAAUUUAUUGUAAAAUUGUUAGUCAUCAGAGAAUGCCUUCACAACUAAGCAAAUUCAUCGAUAUAUCCUGUAAGGAAUAUGCACAUCCUUGGGGAGAUUCCUGUGUGAAUACAGCCGCCGGUCUUGGCUUAGAUGCUCUUCAAGAAUGCCUAAGGAUAUAUUCCACAGUUUAUAUAGUUGCACUUUUAUUAAAAGGAAAGAAACCAUCUAAAGGAGAUAUUAAAAAAACGAUAUUGGGUUUUUUACAGUCAACAGCUUUCCUCUCAUGGAGUGCUUUUUCCUAUUCUAUGUUCAUUUGCCUUUUAAGACGAAUACUUGGAAACUUCAACUUCCUGACUAUAUCAUUUUUUCCAUCAUUUCUAUCUAGUUUGUCUGCUAUUAUUAUUGAGAGGCCAUCAAGGCGUACUUUAUUGAGUUUAUAUGUAUCUAAUAUUGCGACAGAAACAUUAUUUAGAAUGGGGGUAGCAAGGGGAUAUUAUUCUCCCAUUUCACAAGGUGGAACAUAUAUUUUUGCUACAAGUUUAGCAUUAUUGCUUUAUUUUUAUCGUACUAAACCAAAUAACCAAGAUUCUAUAUAUAAAAUACUUAGAAUCAUUGUUGGAAAAUAUGAAGGGACUGAUUAUCCUAAAGAGAAAAACGAAUUACACUAUGAAAUGCAAUUAUGCUGUUCUAAUGAAGAUAAUAGUGGUAAUUCCGUAGACAAGCAUGAUGUAAAUAAAUCUCAUAAAAAAAAUGUUAAUAUAUUUAUGAAAUCCCUUGAGACAUACAAAAAACUUACAGAAACAUUAAAGCAUAAAGAUAAACAUAUUUCCUGCCCACAUCCAUUUAGUUGUGCUCAUUACAUAUUAAAGAGUGGCACAGAAGUAUUUAGUUAUGCUUUAGGUGCCCAACUAAUGAUUAAUUUGUUCUUUAAUAUUAAAAAAUUAAUUACAAAACCACUGGUAAUAAAAUCAGUAAUUUUCAAAAAAAGCAAUUUAAAUUUACCUCUAUUUUUAGGUGGUUUUGCAGGACUUUAUAGGCUAAUAUCUUGUUUACUAAGAAGAUUCUUACAAAAAGUACUUAUAAGUGGUUUAACAUUUAUGUUUUAUAAUAUUAAUACAAUAACUUUAUAUUUUAUGUGGAAAGCAUUGCAGUUGUUAUGGAAUGAUCUUGUGGAAAAAAAGAUAGUACCUGAAGUAAAAUGGUUUCAAAUCUUCUUAUAUUGCUUUAGUACAGCAGUACUCUUCCAUGUAUCAAUCUUUGAACCACAUCUCUUAAGGUCUUCCUAUUGGAAAUUUUUGUAUACUAUCUCUGGAGGAAGGGUAGCAAUAAUGUCUCGAGUACCAUUAGACAUAUAUGGUUUAGAAACAUCUAAGCAUCUUGCAGAUGUAUGUAGAAAAACUAAUACUUCCACUAAGAAAACUUUUUCAUUUUAAUUUAAUAACACAAGAAUGAAGUAGAAUUUAUUGAACUUUGUUCUUUUGAACGUAUUUGUUAUUUACACGAAGUAUCGAAGAACUGAUGGUACGAUUCGGAAAGUUUGUUUCUGUUUAAAAAAAAAUAAAAGGAGCUACAUAAAAGAGACUUCCUCCUCAAGGAAACUGGGUUUGAAUGUUCGUUGAGUACGCGUGCACUCAUGUAAGGUCGCGGAUUCACGAACGGCACCAUGAGGUAAGGGGAAUGCUUCUUACCUAAAGAAAAGAAAAAGGGAGGAGGGGAAAUAACGCGUAUCGUACACCAGUGCUGUUUGUAUUCUUCCGGAGUUUAGGGACCUUUUCGCACUGUAUAUAUCUUUAUAUUAUAGUAUAAAAUGCUGGCUGAUAUCACAUUACACAUGAAAAAUAUAUAGUAUUAAACACGAUUUCUUUACCAUUUCCACGUAGAAAGAAACAAAAUUGUAUUUAAGAGUCUUCAUCGAUGAACAGUAUUGCUGUAGGCGGAGUCAAUUGUACUUCCCUUACUUUGUGAUACUCCUCGGAUGCUUGAAACUAUAUUUUAAUAUAUGUGUACAUAACGAAUAUUUAUAUUGAACUUUCUUAACACGAAAAAGUAUAAAUGAUAAGAAAUAAUGUCAUAAGAAAUGUCUUGAAAAGAGUGAGUUCGAAUAUUUACUGAGUACACAUGCACUUAUGCGAUCUCGAUGUUGCAGGGGUAUUGUGACGCAAGGGGAAUACUUUGACUCCGCCUAUUGUACUCGUAUGCACUCAUCGGUACGGAAUGAGAAACCUUCCCCUGACCCCAUAAUACUCCGGGAAUAUCUAUCACUCAGCUCGAGUGCACGCGUACCGAACAAGUACAUUGUCGAUCUAUAUUUUUAUGCAAAAAUAUGCUCUUUUGAGAUGUACCACUAAUUUCAGAAUAUCAUGUAUACAUUUGAAGUAUGUAUUAAUAAGAAGCGUCUAUUAAUAAAAUAACUACCAAAGA
Molecule: messenger RNA, 2891 nt
Organism: Eufriesea mexicana
Lineage: Eukaryota; Metazoa; Arthropoda; Insecta; Hymenoptera; Apidae
Product: transmembrane protein 135-like
Source: RefSeq, a predicted model, not a curated record